This is a messenger RNA of Pseudophryne corroboree (corroboree frog), 2363 nucleotides long. Its product is annotated as octopamine receptor-like. Gene Ontology annotation, cellular component: dendrite; plasma membrane. The transcript is spliced from 4 exons. Gene Ontology annotation, biological process: G protein-coupled receptor signaling pathway, coupled to cyclic nucleotide second messenger; chemical synaptic transmission. Bases 329 to 1534 code for a protein of 401 amino acids. Gene Ontology annotation, molecular function: G protein-coupled serotonin receptor activity; neurotransmitter receptor activity. The record is from RefSeq and is a predicted model, not a curated record. NCBI's taxonomy places the organism in Eukaryota, Metazoa, Chordata, Amphibia, Anura, Myobatrachidae.
GUGUUCUUCUUACAAACUGUUCUUUCCAGUUGCACAGCCUUUGGUGGCUUCCUGAUCCUCUCUGAUUCCCAUACCUCUACUUCAGCCUCUACCCCAGCAUUGCAUCUCUAUGCUCUGUGCAGCACACACCUCUGUCCCUGCCUCCUAAGUGUCCCUGCUAAGUGCUGAGAGGAAUCACUUGUGAUCAUUGCUACUGUACGUCUCCCUCAGCACGUUUUUAUCAAUGGACUGGAUGACAGAGAAUAGCACCUGGCUCAGCAAGUGCUCCAUGUGUGUAAUAGUCAUCCUGACAGCCUGGGGACCCUUCUCCCUGCACCUGGAAUUAUGAAUGGGUGACCUGCAGGAGCAUACCGGGGGCUACAGGUCACAAGAGCCGAAAAUGCCGAUGGACAAAAAUGUGUCUGUGCUCUUCAACUGCUCGUACACAUCAUCGCUGACGAGAAGAGAUGGGAAUAAGACGGCAGAGAUAGCUCCUCAGCAGGUGGUGGUUGGGAUGCUACUGACUGUUAUCGACCUGGUCACCUUCUUGGGAAAUACAGUGGUCUUCAUCUGCCCCGUGGUGGAAAAGAGACUGAGGACUGUAACGUACAUGUUUAUCAUGUCACUGGCUAUGGCGGAUCUCCUGGUGGCUUGCCUGGUUAUGCCUUUUAGUAUAAUCUAUGAAGUCACCGGGAUGUGGCUGUUUGGAAAACAGUUCUGCAAGGUCUGGAUCUCUUUUGAUGUACUGUUCUGCACGGCCUCCAUUGUCACCCUGUGCUUUAUCAGCCUGGACAGAUACUGCUCAGUGGUCACUCCCUACCACUACUCUAAGAGGAUGUCACGUCACAGAUGUAUCAUUAUGACGGUGACGAUAUGGGUCUACUCCUCUCUGAUCUCCUUCCUACCGGUCAUGCAAGGCUGGAAUGAAAUACCGGGGAUUGACUUUGAUAAUGGGAAAGAAUGCAUCUUUGUGACCAACUGGACCUUCGCCAUAGUGGCCUCCUCCUUAGCCUUCUAUAUCCCAUUCAUGAUCAUGUGCAGUAUGUAUUUCUUCAUCUACAGAGCUUCCAGAUUAAAAGCCACCCGCAUCGUGUCUCAGACGCUGGAUCUCCAUUACCACCCAAACAGCAAGCGCCAGAACAACUUGCAACUAGAGAAUAAGGCUACCAGGACCAUGAGCAUAAUCAUCUCGGUAUUUGUCAUGUGCUGGCUGCCGUACUUUGUCCUGAAUGUUUGGAUAGCAGCCAAGGGCACAAGCUCCACCAGCCCCGUUCUGGUGAACACCUUCAAGUUCAUUACAUGGUUGGGGUAUUGUAAUUCCACCAUCAACCCCAUGUUGUAUGCUUUCCUGAACCGGGACUUCCAGAGGGCUCUAAAAAAAAUAUUUAUUUGUAGACGCUGGAGGUCUCAGGUGGACAUCGGAGAUGACAUGGUGUCCAUCGUCACCUUCUCAAAGACAGCUCAAGACGCAGAGUACAACAUUAAACUCCCAAUGUCUAAUGGUGGGAUAAAGAGCAAACAAGCUAUAAAAUGUACAAAUACAUUACACUACUAGCCAACGGAUUAUUGAAUGCAGGGAUGACCCACUUAUAGGCUAUGGUAGGUGCCUGAACCAAGGGUAGAUAAUGGAUGCAGUCUAAUGUAGCCCAUACACUUGUGAGAUACGGCAUACAAUCCUUCGAUUUCGGCCGCUCGAAUAUCGCGUCUCAUGAUAGUAUGUGCUGCACUUAAUAUUUAUCGCAUCGCAGUGCGAUCGCAUGUGUUUUUAAAAACACAUGCAAUAUAUCGGACUACGAUUCGUGAUGGGCACCCGCCGGCAGCAGCCAGAGGCCGCUCCCAAAUGGCGGUGACGUGCCCAUCACAUGAUUACCAUGCGAUCUAUUGCAUGAUCGCAUGGUAAUGACUUUGGCAGUUCAGGUGCGAUGUCCCGCAAUGUCGCGGGGCAUCGCACAAGUGUAUGGGCACCAUAAGAUCUGCAUUGGUUGUUGUUGUGGUGGUGGUGGUGGUGGUGGGAUAUACUGACUUUCUAUAUCUAUGAUUCAUUAAUGUUCCAAAUAGGUGCAACUGGUCGGUAAAUAAAGACCAUGCUAUGCCAAAGCCAUAUUUGGGAAAUUAUUCAUAAAUACAUGAAUUUUUUUUUUUUUUAUGGAAUUCACUGAUAAACAAAUGAACAGAAAUACCUUCAUCAAUCACAGAGCAGAACUGUUUCCACUUUGAAGCCUCAUCCGCAAUCUUCAUAUUCUUCCACUUUAAACUUAAAGCACUUCGAAUCUUGUUGGCGGCACAUAAAAGGCUUGGCCACUCGCAUUCUGUUCAAAGACAUUUUAUUUGAAUCUUACAAGAAUGUUGUUCUCUCUCUUAUUAUUAAAAAAAUGGAAAUAUAA